Messenger RNA from Salvelinus sp. IW2-2015, 2083 nucleotides. RefSeq names its product mitochondrial ubiquitin ligase activator of nfkb 1-A-like. Lineage: Eukaryota; Metazoa; Chordata; Actinopteri; Salmoniformes; Salmonidae. The record is from RefSeq and is a predicted model, not a curated record. Gene Ontology annotation, molecular function: ubiquitin-protein transferase activity. Gene Ontology annotation, biological process: organelle organization; protein ubiquitination.
GAGUGACGUCACCGARUGAAACGCUAUUAGCGCGUACCACCACUAACUAGCUAGCCCUUUCACAUCGGUUACAUUAGCAUGUUCUGAACACCAGUGUAACCGUAACUGGGUAGGGUGAAAGUAUACUGUAGUUCGUCAACUGGAGGCACACAGRUUAUGGAUCAGCGCAGAACUGCUGCUGCCUGUUACCAGGGGGGUGAGAAGAGACGGUGUAGAGUGUGUGUUGGGGAGGGAUGGAGGAGUUUCCAGUGAGGACGYUGGAAGGGCUGUGUCUAGGCACCAGCUUGGCUAUAUCUGGCUUCUUCUACUACAUCUACAGGAAAAAGAGGAAAACAGUGGACAAGCUCAAUGAUGCGCCYCAGUUGACUUUGGAUGGGAAACUGGCAGGCCUUUUGAACGAGACACCGGGAAAGUGUCUGCAGUAUGUUGUCAUUGAAGGGGCAGUGCAGCCUCUGGGGGAGCCUUUGAGGAGUCAGUUCCAGGAAGGCAGUGUGGGGGUGGUGCAGAAACUCAUGCUGAGGGAACACAAGCUGGUGUGGAAUAGCCUGUCUCGUACCUGGAUGGACAGUGAGCGUGUGCUGCACCAGAGGGUGAACGCGGUGCCCUUCAGCCUGGUCGGGUCGGACCAGGCCAACGUGAGGGUGCUGUGUCCCCUGGAGGCCUCGGGGCUGGAGAUGGAGAUCAUCCAUGAGAAGUUCCACCAGGCCACCUAUGGUUUCACCGACAUCAUCGGGCAGUACCUCAGUGGAGAGAAGCCCAAAGGCCAACUGGAGACUGAGGAGAUGCUCAAGGUUGGCGCUACUCUGACGGGUGUAGGCGAGCUCAUCCUGGACACGGACCGGGUGCUGAAGCUCCGCCCYCCCACCGACGGCUCAGAGUACUUCCUCACCACCGCAGACUUUGAGACCCUGCGGCUGGAGCAGGAGGGCCAAGCGGUGGUCUGGCAGGUCCUGGCCUCUGUGUUCGCCCUGGCCGGGUGUGCCAUCCUCUUCUGGUUGGGCCACCGCUACUACCGCAGCCUGAGGGUCCGCUGGGACCAGGAACGGCUGAGAAGGGAGUUUGAGAGGUUGGCUGCUGGUGGGACGGGGGAAGGGUCUACGGCCGGGGAUACACAAGAGGGGUCUGGGGAGCAGGAGACACCCUUGGGAAACGCCUGUGUGAUCUGCCUGACCCAGCCGCGUAGCUGUGUGCUGCUGGAGUGUGGGCACGUGUGCUGCUGCUACAGCUGCUACCAGGCCUUGCCCAAGCCCACCUGCCCCAUAUGCCGGCAGGCCAUCAAGAGGGUGGUGCCCCUCUACCAGGCCUGAUGCCCAGCCUGGGAGAAGAACAGAUAUGUGUUCUCAUGGUUGGUCUAUGUAUGUAUCUUCUGGGGUGUUGUUACCUGUACUCCUAGAAAGAUGAGGUCCAGGUGAUAGAAUGGAGACAUUUUAUAAUUGACAUUUUGGCUGGCUGUAAAACCUUGAAGAUACGUCUCCACAUAGAGGCAGGAGGAAAGAGCACCAGAAGGACCGAACUCCACUGUGAUGAUAACAACAGUCACCCUGAAAAUACAGCUUUGGAGAGCCGAGGAGAGGCCUAAGCUAGCAAGACAGAGCAGGACGUGCACACACCAGUCCUUAAACCCCUCACAAUGUCAGAGAGAGAGACCAACUCUUGAUAGACCAGGCAAACCAUCGCUGUACUUAUUACACUGUAAUAAUUACCUGUGGUUCUUGGCAUUCUCAACACAAAUAGGCUAGGUGCAGCUACUGUAUUAACAAAAUGUGAAUCAGGUUUGUGAACAUUUUGAAGCACUUAAAUGCAUAUGUAUUAUGAAGCUAACAGCUGUUGAUUUUMGUUUUGAAUAGUAAAUACAUGUUUAUAUACUGAACAAAAAUAUAAAUAUACAGAUUUUUACUGAGUUACAGUUCAUAUGUAAAUCAAUUCAUUAGGCCCUAAUCUAUGGAUUUCACAUGGCUCGCAGCCAUGGGUGGGCCUGGAAAUACUCACUUGGGAGCCAGCCCAUCAGAAUUACCCCCCCCCCAACACACACACACACAAAAUGGCUUUAUUACAGACAUAUUCCUCAGCACACCCCCAGACG